Messenger RNA from Tigriopus californicus, 2097 nucleotides. Its product is annotated as homeobox protein aristaless-like. Bases 465 to 1688 code for a protein of 407 amino acids. The transcript has 4 exons. The record is from RefSeq and is a predicted model, not a curated record. Lineage: Eukaryota; Metazoa; Arthropoda; Copepoda; Harpacticoida; Harpacticidae. Gene Ontology annotation, molecular function: DNA-binding transcription factor activity, RNA polymerase II-specific; RNA polymerase II transcription regulatory region sequence-specific DNA binding. Gene Ontology annotation, biological process: regulation of transcription by RNA polymerase II.
GAGGAAAUGUGGUACUCUUCAGUCGUGGAGUACUUUUGUUGCCGUCAAGAAGCCCCUUUCGUAAUGGAAUUGUGAUUGGAAACUCUGUGGGUGAAACUACACCUCUCUAGCAUCCUAUUAGCAUUCUAGUGACUAGUUAAGACUUUAGUGCUCAGCAAAUUAUCCUCGCAACCGUUGAACAUCUGGUCCGGAAUCCGAGUAUUAAUGUUGACAAAACCAAAAUAGCGUCGUCGUAGGCAGGCAUCCUGUGUCAGUGUUCCACCAUUGCCGCCAUCAUUUUGGACCAUCAUUCGGUCGUCGGUCUUCCUCGCCCUUCCUCGGCAGGAUCGACUCGGACCUCCAUCAUACCGCCCACCACGGCCACGGCUCCGCUUUCCUCAAGUGGGCCGCAUUCCCCUGAGGCCGGCCGAGAGUCCAUACUCUCACAGCCGCAAUUCAGGCCUCCGUUCCUGAUCUCCUCUAUCAUGGGUAUUCGAGAGGAACAGACUGGACCGCCCAGAACGUCACCCAGCAACGGCCUCUUGGCCUCUCUCCCCAAGUCAGAUUCACAGGCAUCCUCGCAAGACACGCCCCUCGACAUGACGUCAUUGUCAUCCAGCUCGCCGGCCAAGAUGGAUGGGAGUGACCUGCACGACGAUGACCGGGAGAUCGACGUGGAGAAAGACGGGGGCGGCUCCGAUUCCGGGGGCGAGGGUAUGAGCGGCGACGCCUCCGCCCGACGGAAACAAAGGCGCUACCGGACCACUUUCACAUCCUAUCAAUUAGAAGAAUUGGAACGAGCUUUUGCCCGCACCCACUAUCCUGACGUCUUUACUAGGGAAGAGAUGGCUAUGAAGAUCGGUUUGACCGAGGCUCGCAUUCAGGUCUGGUUCCAAAAUCGACGGGCCAAGUGGAGGAAGCAAGAAAAGGUCGGACCAAACGGUCACCCUUUCACCCCUUACGGACCUCCCGGAGGCCACCUUGGUUUACCGGGCACACAUAUGCCCCAAGGACCCUUGCACCCCACCCUCGGAGGCCCAUUUGCCUCGUUGAGUUACAUGGCUGCGGCAGCCGCCGGGAGGAAGCCUUUCGAAGGCCCUGGCAGUCCUCUCCUCCCAACGUCAGGGGUACCCCGGUUACCCCCUCAUUUGGCCUUGUCCAAUGCCCUGGGGCUUCGGCAUCCUCACCACCCAGCUUUAAAUUCCGCCCCUCCUGGUCUUUUCCCGCCGGGUGCCGGAAUGCAUCCAGCCGCCUUGGCUGCUGUCAGUUUGGCCAUGGCCACCCCGACCUCGUGUGGAACGGACGUGCAUUCGCCCUCGUUCCAGAGCGUCUUGGCCAGUCUCAGUGCUUACCGCCCGAAAAUGCCCUCGGGCUCGCCUCCCAACCUACCCCAUGCGCCCGACUAUUCGGCUCUCUUUCGUUUGCAACAAGCUGUCUCAGCUGGGUCAUCUCAAUUUCUGACCCCGUCAUCAAGUGGACACACCGGGCACUCUAGCCACGCGACCAGCCUCCCGUCCAGCUCCCCUACGACCUCGGGCCCACGCUCAAGAGCGUCCUCGCCCCAUGAAACCCCGACGGCAGGAUCGCCGUUGGGUAGUGAUAAUUCUAAAUCGGCGGAUGACCUUCGCAUUGAUAGCUUGAACGCCUUACGCAUGAAGGCACGCCAGCACGAACUAAAGCUGGAGAUUCUCAAGAAGAUGGAAAGUUGAAACGAAGGACAAAGUCUUGAUUGGCUCGACCUGAUCUCACAAUCCAAUUUUGUUGAUUCUCGAAAUGAUUGUUUUACUUUGAAAUGAACGACAAUGAGGAUGUCCUCUUGACCAAUGGUUGUAGAACGUCGGAUUUAAGGCAGACACCCUUACUUGAAGGAGUUCAGUUCAUCUCAUUUGCUUGUUAAGAUUCACCACACAUCUCAUCGUGAAGAGGAUCUCCUUUCACUCUCACUCCCCUAUUCGCGACAGUACCGUUCUAUCUUGCCUUCGUUAUUCUAUGGAUUAAAUUGUUUCCUUGUCGCUCUGUUCAUCAGGCAUGAUCUACCAAGAUUAUUUAGUAUACGUGUGACUCUCCACUUGAUGAUAUUUAGCGCAAAUAAAUGUGGAUAUUCAAUUGUGAUUUAGA